Tripterygium wilfordii is the source of this 1306-nucleotide messenger RNA. Its product is annotated as squamosa promoter-binding-like protein 7. The record is from RefSeq and is a predicted model, not a curated record. The coding region runs from base 119 to 1180 and encodes 353 amino acids. Lineage: Eukaryota; Viridiplantae; Streptophyta; Magnoliopsida; Celastrales; Celastraceae. The transcript is spliced from 3 exons. Gene Ontology annotation, cellular component: nucleus. Gene Ontology annotation, molecular function: DNA binding.
AGCAGUACACCUUCUUCAUCUCUCCCUCUCUCAUGACAGAGAACCUUGUUUUGGUACAACAAAACGGUAAAGCUAGCCAAGUACUAGAAAUAGUACACUCUUAAUUCGACAGAGAGAGAUGGAAAAUGGCGGGAAUAUUUUCUUGAGCAGAGACAGGAGGCAAGAUUUUAAUAAUGCAAAUACUACUGGAGGUUGGGAUAUAUUGGAGGUUAGUGCUUCGAGAUUCAAUUGGUCAAAUCUUUACAACUCAGCGGAUGCUGCAGCGGCGGAGGCGGCCGAGGACGACGGCUCCACCUACCAAGGAGCGAGUACAGCCCACGCUCUUAUGUAUCACCACCAGCAGCAGCAGCAAAACUACUCUCUGUAUGGUGAAGACGGUUCUCACUUGCAUCCGGACCCGCACUUGGUGUGCUUGAAUCUCGGCAAGAGGAACUACUUCGAGGAUGCAACAGUUGUUGAGCGCCACGUCAUCGACGUCUCCUCCUCGGUCGGCAAAAGAGUGAAAGCAGAGUACUCCAACAAUGUUGGAAGCCCCACGAGGUGUCAAGUGGAGGGUUGCCACGUGGCACUGGUGAACGCCAAGGAGUACCACAAGAGGCACAAGGUUUGUGAGAUGCACUCAAAGGCGCCGAAUGUCGUGGUUCAGGGAUCGGAACAGCGGUUCUGUCAGCAGUGUAGUAGGUUUCAUAUGGUGAAGGAGUUUGACGAGUCGAAGAGGAGUUGUAGAAGGAGAUUGGCAGGGCACAACGAGCGAAGAAGAAAGACCUCUAACGAUUCUCUUAUCAGGAACUCUUCUCAAGAGAAGUACAUGAUGAGUAGUGGGAGAUUUUCAUACAUAAUGUCGUCACAAGCGGCCGGGCGUGCUUGCUCUCUUCUGUCAUCAUCAAACUCCCAGCUUGAUUCCUGGGAUCUGUCCUCAAGAUCCAGUGCCGCCCUACGCGAGCUUAUCGCAGAGAACCGCGCUGCAAUGCUUACCCGACAGAUUAUUUUCAAUCAAAAUUCAAACCCAGCAAUGGAUCAAGAUUUGUCUCACUUCUUGUUACAACCUCAACACCACCACCAUCACCAGCAAUACCAGUUGUUACCAGCUGAGCCUUAUAGGCAUCUGACAUUGGACCUCAUGCAGGCACCAAACUCUGCAUUUGGGAUCUUCUCAAAUGCUAAACAACAAGGGAACUAGCAGAAGAAGAAGAGGAAGAAAGGGUAGUCUUGUGAAUUUGAGAAUUUUCAACAGUUUGCUUUUUGAUUGAGUUACUAUCAUUUAUUGUCUUGUACUAUUAUUGAAUUAUGAUUUUAACUGAUCCUU